Messenger RNA from Psylliodes chrysocephalus, 1753 nucleotides. The record is from the annotation of a GenBank genome assembly. Lineage: Eukaryota; Metazoa; Arthropoda; Insecta; Coleoptera; Chrysomelidae.
AACUGUCGACUUGUAUCGUUAAAUAACAAAAUGUUUUUUUUAUGCAGCCGGUUCAGAAGUAUUCGUGAAAAAUCUACCAUUCUUCGUAUCGGAUGAAGAAAUGGUUGAAUUCUUCAGCAAAGUGGGAGUGGUCUACAGAAUCAAAAUCAUGAUGGAGGAAACGGGUGACAAGAACCGGGGCUUUUGCUACGUUACCUACAUGGAUUCCUCUAUGGCUAAAACGGCCAUCAGGGCAUUGAAAUACAUAGAAUUCCAAAAAGAUGUUUAUUUAGUCAUCGAAAAUUCUAUGAAUAAUUGCAGAAUUUUUAUGGGCGGUAUUCCUACCCACAAAACCAAAGAUGAAGUUUGGCAGGAGUUGUAUAAGAACGGGGUGAAGAACAUCGUCGAUGUUAUUAUGUAUAGGAGCUAUACUGAACGGUCUGAAAACAGAGGAUUCGUGUUCAUAGAAUUUCAAACUCACGAACAAGCCGCCCACUUCAGAGCCAAAUACCAUAACGCUCUAAAAUUAUGGGGUUUUCCAAUCAUCGUUGACUGGUCAAUACCGAUUCCAGAAGUUGAGGAUUCCAUCUUAAAAGAGGUAAAAAUUUUGUACUUAAGAAACCUUGACGUGACUAUGACGCCUCAAGAAGUGGAACAUUUGAUCUGGAGGUAUAUCCGUAGAGAGAAUAUUCAAAAAGUCUACAAAUUUAAAAAUUAUGCGUUUAUUCAUGUGAAGACUAGAGAACUGGCUGAGGGACUGAAGGACACCCUGAAAGGAUAUUUUAAAAAUACGCCCGUUGAAGUGGAAUGGGCCAAACCCACAUCUAAAUAUACAUCACCAGAUUAUAGACAAUUUCAAGUUAGAAAUUUAACAAAAAGCCGUUACAGAACCACGUCGACCUCUUCCAAUCGAUCACUCAACGAAGAAAGCAGUAUUUUUGAAUCGGAAAGUUCACGAAAAUUCAUUCCAUCGCCGCAAAGUUUACAAGAAAGACGAUCCUUAGACCGCUAUCGCUACAGCUGUAAAAAAUCGAUCCACCCUAUUUUUUUUUUUUUUUUUUUAAUGCAGGAAUCUCCAGGAAGCAGCAGUUCAAGUACCACUCCCACUAGUUCAAGUAAUGAACUUUCCCCUUCUGAUGGAGACAUUGUAAAAGGCACCGACGGACAAACAUCACACAGAUCGCCCUGGAAAUUACCAAGUCCAGUUCCUUGUUAUGCCGAGUUCUGUUCAACUCCAUCAAGCAGAAGUUCAACUCCGAAUUCACCGUUGAAUCCAAGAGGUUUAUUGAACAUGAAUGAUGUGAUGGGGUCUUCGUCAACUUACGAGAUCAACCGUCUGAAUCAAAUUUCUCGGUUUGAGAAUCUCAAUUUGAACCCGUCGCCUAAUUUUGAACUGCAAAAUUUAAACCAAAAUAGUUAUUAUACCAAUCCAGGAGCAGGAAGACAUGUUUACCUGCAAAUUUUGCAAAUUGACUGACAUAAAUCAUUGACGCCGAUAACGAAUAAUCAAGGACAGACUAUCUUUACUUUAAUUUUAUAAAAAACAUCUAAAAUUAUAUAUUUUUUGUUUUUGACAGAUAAUUAAUGAAAUGCAUCAUAUUUUUAUAAUUGUAAUUGAAUUUUAUCAAAUCCUGUGACAUAAUAUUUACUAUACCCUUAUAAUUUGGCUACCCUUAGCAUCAAUAUUUUUCAUUUCACUAUUUAUACAUCAUAAUUUUUUUUAACUGCACAUUUUCCAUUGUUUUUUUUGCUUAUUUUAUAAAAUCAAUGUAAA